AUGUCUCGACGUUUUGUUUCGGUAAGUUAAACUUUAAUUUUCUACUUGUUUACUAUUAAAUGAACACUUUCAGGAAAAUGCUCGCCGUAUUCAAAGAAAGUUUAAGGAUGUUCACGCUCAUAUCACUUCCAAGUGAGAAUUUGAUUUAUAAUUAUUUUUUUUAUUUUUUUUAUUUUGCUUUUAUUAUUUAAUUUAUAUGUCUUAGAUACUAUCGAGGAUUGGAUAUGGACACGCAAGAAGUCUAUAACGAUGCUCUUAUCCAGAGCAUUGAAGAAAUUGAUGGUCUAUUUCGACAACAAUGAGGUAUGCGAAACCUCUAAACUUUUUUUGUUUUCUUUUUUUAACAACUUUAAAAAAACAUUAUUCUUAUUUAAUAAAUUUAAAAACUAUUCCUGGAAAAAAAUUUGUAUUUAGUCCGCGGCCACAACGAUCCGACCAUUCUUUCACCGAAUGUUAACAACGUAUGUUUCUUUUUUUAUUAUUCCGUUAACAAUAAAUUAUAAUAUUGGACUAAUAGAUACAAAAAGUGUAUACAUAAUCAAUUAAUAACUGAAUAUUGUAUUUAGCGUUCCUCGACAUUGAGAAUCGUCCGCCGACUGGAACGACAGAUCAACGCUCUUUGUAUUCUCGCAGAUAUUGCUGAACUGGGUAUUUUUUUGCAUAUAUUUUUUUAUGAUGUUUUAUAUUUUAUUAAUUUUUGUAUUAUAGGUCCUGAACCAAAUGCAGAUGAAGCUAGAGUCUUAUCUCGAGGAGAACAGCUGAUAGAUCGACUGUACGAAACGAUUUCGCCGGAAGUGUCGCUUCGUGGUUCUGAUACUGACUCCAACUGA
Caenorhabditis auriculariae is the source of this 830-nucleotide messenger RNA. The record is from the annotation of a GenBank genome assembly. NCBI's taxonomy places the organism in Eukaryota, Metazoa, Nematoda, Chromadorea, Rhabditida, Rhabditidae.